UUGCCUCAGAUUCAAAGAAGAAAUUUAAUGGGGAUGUCCACUCAAAGUCCCUGGCAUAAGGGUUUAGGAGAACCUAGUUUUGCUCAGAUUUUAAAGAAGAACAUACCUCCUAAAGCUGAACAAAUGUUAAAUGUAACUUGCACACCGCAUGCUGGAGGUGCAGAAGAUUUAGAGACAGGUGUAUCCAGAGUGAUUCAAAUUUCAGGUCAGUAUCCAAAAUCACAAUUUGCUGACUAUGCUAAAUCACUCCCAAGCAGUUCUUUGCCACCUAAGAAGGUUUCUAGGGAAUUUAUUGAUAAAUACAGACGUGGCGACAUCAACCCAGUUUCAGCAUUACAUCAAUAUGCACAGAUGUUACGAAUACAGCUAAUUUUAAAAGAAACAGUAGCAGCAGGCAACAUAUUUGGACAAUACUUUGCAUUCUGUGCUGUGGUUGAUGGUGUUGAAUAUGGGACUGGAAUGGGCCAGAAUAAGAAAGAAGCAAAAGCCAAGGCUGCACAAUUAGCUCUUGAUGAACUUCUCGCCACAGAGCUGAAUAAAACUUCAACUUUGAAUUCUGCUGCAGUACCUGGUGAACAAAGUGCAAUAGCUGCAUCAAGUCUGUCUUCAGGAAAUCGCCUAACAAAGCUGGAUUAUGAAGGAAGAAAUUUGUAUUACAAAGCUGUUUCCAUAGCCUGCAGAGAAGUUUUUGACAAGCUGACUGCUAACCUGCCUGAAUAUCAGAAUUGCAGUAGUUCUUUGGCUGCUUUUGUGGUUGAAAGAUAUGGACAGCCUUAUGAAGUUAUUGCAAUUGGAACAGGAGAGAAGAACUGUAAUGAUCCCUUAUGUUCUGAAGGCCGAAUUGUUCAUGAUUCCCAUGCUGUCGUCACUGCAAGACGCUCACUAUUAAGAUAUCUCUACAGGCAUCUCCUUAUGUUCUACAACAAAAAUCCGGAUGUGAUGAGCCAGUCCAUUUUUUGCAUUGGUUCUGGACGAAAAGUUCUCACUGUUAAGGAUCAUACAAACUUCCACCUUUAUUUGAAUCAAUUGCCAAAAGGGUCUGCUCAGAUUAAACAGCUGCACUUGGCUCCUCAUUCAAUAUCUACUUACCAUACAAACAAAGAAAUGGAACUUCAUGUUAUUUGGGAUGGAAAAGUGUACUCAGUUAGUCAUUGCAGUUCUGAAGUAACUGGUUCCAGAAUGUGUAGCAUGUCUGCCAGUGACAAACUUAUUCGUUGGGAGGUUCUUGGAAUUCAGGGGGCACUGCUUAGUCAUUUUAUUGAACCCAUCUAUAUUAGCAGCAUCCUUAUUGGUGAUGCAAACUGUUUAGACACACGAGGUGUGGAGGUUGCAAUUAAACAGCGCAUUGAUGAUUCACUGACAUCAAAGCUCCCAGAUUUCUAUAUUGUCAGCAAGCCACAUAUAAGCCUUACGGAGACUGCUUAUCCCUAUCAGUCAGAUGUCGUUUAUAAAUCUCUCAGUCUAAAUUGGUCUCAAUCAGAUGGAUUAAUAGAAGUGGUGAAUGGUACAACGGGAAAGAUUGCUGCAAGUUCGCCAUUUAAAAGUGGUACCUCCAUGACCAGUCGAUUAUGCAAAGCAGCCAUGCUCAGUCGCUUUUAUCUUGUUGCUAAAGAAGCAAAUCGAGAAGAUCUGAUUGCAGUUCCAACAUAUCAUGCAGCAAAGGUGAUGGCAAAAUCAUAUCAAGAAGCUAAAAGUUUACUGAAAUCAUCAUUAGUGCGUCAUGGUUUUGGUACCUGGCUGGCCAAGAGUCCAAAUGCAGAAAUGUUCCAUAUGCAGUGAUGAGGCAUGCUGAGGCAAAACCUUGAUUACAAACUCUAAAUACAGUUUCUUUAUCAUCAGGGUACUGUUUACUCUCAUUUAGAAGAGAUUCAAAUAGAUCUUUUGUGAAAUAAUGAGCAAAGAACACAUUAAAAAUUCAUUAUAUCAUAUGCCUGAAUUCCCCAGACCAUGCAUUUAAUCAUAUAACAACUUUGGUAGCUAAAUCAUUUUCUUUGGAUUUGUCAACUUUUAUCAAUACACAUGUUCCUUUUAGUCUAGUUGCUGCUUUUCAAAGGCAGACUGAUGAGCUAUACAAUUUCAUUACUAAUGUUUCCUGCAAUACAGCCAUAGUAGAAAAGUAAUACAAUGGUAGAUAUUGUGGGAAAUUUUAUUGUUUCAUUGUCUGUGAAAUAGAUUAUUCAUGUACAAUGUUAGCUAGUUCACUGUUACAGUAUUUGAGUAAUUAUUAGAGGUACACAACUAAUAAUUAGAACUUUAGUCUACAGAGGCAUUCAGUUGCUUGAGCAAUUGCGCAGUUUGCAUCAGACCAAUUCUGUAUGUAAUAUGAUAGGAAAUGUGAUUUUUUUUAAUGCUAUGGAGUUAAAUGUGAAGUUAAUUUUUCCAUAAUGUAACACAAGUAAUGGAUAAUUUUUUGAUUUUAAACAAGUCUUCAAAAUAAACCUAGUUAUCUUUACUAAAAUGUUGACCAGAUUCACCAAAUGUAUAUUUAACUAUGCUCAUACUGUGGGGAAGAAACUGACUUCAUAUAGGCACUCAAAGUGAUAAAAUCAUGACAAGUCAUUCCUUGUUUAGAGAAUAGUUAGAACUAGAUACAAAUCCUGUCACUACAUCCAGUCUGGUGUCCAGUUUUUCCACUUUCUUUCAUCCUUUUGUCAAUGUAUCUUCUCUUCACACCUACAUUCAAAAGUGAAUUAGAAUACAGCAAUGACGAUAUGAAAAUGCAACUUCAAGAUAUGUUUUUAUGUUAAAAUUGAUAUCAAAUAUACAUGAGAUGUUUUCAGGACAGCAGUAAGUUAUCACUUGAUGGAUGUGAUAUUUCUUGCUCCAGUCCUGUAAAGACUGUAUGACUCAUUUUGGAUCACCAUUGCUUCUUGUGCACUUUUGAAAACAUUUAUUUAGAAUAUAAUUAAAUCUGUACAAAAUAUCAAAUGUUCUACAUUUUUGAUUACACAUCAGUGUAUUAAAACAAGAUUAAUGGCAUAAAUAUUUGUAAUAAUGUUAAUAGCUGC
This is a messenger RNA of Hypanus sabinus (Atlantic stingray), 3008 nucleotides long. It is a transcript of the gene adad1, whose product is annotated as adenosine deaminase domain containing 1 (testis-specific). Gene Ontology annotation, cellular component: cytoplasm; nucleolus. Gene Ontology annotation, biological process: adenosine to inosine editing; RNA processing. NCBI's taxonomy places the organism in Eukaryota, Metazoa, Chordata, Chondrichthyes, Myliobatiformes, Dasyatidae. The record is from RefSeq and is a predicted model, not a curated record. Bases 28 to 1779 code for a protein of 583 amino acids. The transcript is spliced from 12 exons. Gene Ontology annotation, molecular function: tRNA-specific adenosine deaminase activity; double-stranded RNA adenosine deaminase activity; double-stranded RNA binding.